Messenger RNA from Rhagoletis zephyria (snowberry fruit fly), 1709 nucleotides. RefSeq names its product CTD nuclear envelope phosphatase 1 regulatory subunit 2 (gene Cnep1r2). Gene Ontology annotation, cellular component: Nem1-Spo7 phosphatase complex; cytoplasm. Lineage: Eukaryota; Metazoa; Arthropoda; Insecta; Diptera; Tephritidae. The record is from RefSeq and is a predicted model, not a curated record.
GAUACAAGUACUUUUUUUUCGAUACCUACUUGGAUCGCAGUAAAAAGUAUAGAGUACAAAAAUUCUUGGUAAAUCGAAAAAAGUAUCGAGUAUGUACUUGGAUUUACUUGUAUCGAUUUAUCCCUACGCAGAACGCAAGCCAGAUUUUCAAGCAUGUGAAGACGGCCGGUAAAACUGACAUCGAUAGUUUUCAAAAACUAUCAAUAGUGGCGACAGUUUUCAGAUCGAUACUAUCGAUAUAGCUAUAUAAUAUCGAUAAUAUCCGAGCUCUAGAACGGUGAAAGGGGGACGAGUGCAAGAAUCAUAUUUACUGAAAGAAUUGUGAAUUUGCAGUCACUAAAUUCUAUCUACACAAAAAAUAAAAUGAAAUCUUCUUAGUAAGAUAUUAGGUUACUUUCUGUAAUCACUGAAACAACUUUAUACAAUUGGUACCGGAAGUAGAGGAUUAAAGCCUCAGUCAACUAUAAAAUUGCCAUUAUGGAGCCAUCGGCCUGUGAAGAUUUAAAAGCCUUUGAGCGAAGACUAACGGAAGUAGUAUCUUCUUAUGGACCAUCUACAAUGCGAUGGCGAAUUCUUGCCACCAUUUCCAUAUGCACAGCAAUUGGUGCCUUUUAUUGGCUCCGGGAUCCGCGAACAUCUAUAGUGCCUUUAAUGGAGUCUCUGCUCUUGCAUCCCAUAUUCACCUUUGCUACAUUGGCGCUCGCCAUUCUCUUUAUUAUGGGCAUUCACAAAUUGGUGUUUGCACCAAAAAUUAUAACAACACGAAUGCGCACCGUACUUAGUGAUUUUAAUAUGAGUUGCGACGAUACAGGAAAGCUUAUUUUGAAACCUCGACCCAACAAUAUUUUGGACGGUUGUGGACGUUAACCAAAGCGCAAAAUGAUGCGAGACGAGCAUACGGGCGGCGGUUCAGCUCAGACUACAUUUAAUAUCGCCACAACGCUGUGCAUUGAUUUCAUAAAGUGGCCGUUUUCAAAAUAUGUAUGUGCAUAUAUGAAGGGCAUGGAUGCUUACAAUCUACUCGAUGGAAAAAAACGUAUCUAAUUAGAAACUGAAUCCGUAUGCUGUAGCCUAGUUAAUUUUAGAUUUAAAAAAGUACCAUUACCUGCUAAUUAUAAGCAAUAUUCACUGAUGUACUACCAUGUAUUUUGAUAUUUUUAAGAAUCAACAUCUUCUGUCUAUACGAAGUGCAGCUUAUGUAUGUAUGAAUGUAUUGAAGUAAGCAAUUUACAAGUAUAUCCAAAAUUACGCUAAAUAAGCAGAAUUGUGUCUGAAAAAUCUAAUCGUAGAGAGCUCGCUUAGCUACAUAUCGUCGUUUAAAGUAAAAAUUAUUUUCUAGAGAGUAAAGACACUCAUAUUUCAAAAUUGUUCUCUUUUUUAUAAAUCAAUCGCAUUUCUGGCUAGUAUAUUUAAGGACGAAUGGAUUAGGAUUGAGCCAAGAGCUUGUGUGAGCAAAUCCAAUUUCUGGCGAUACGCGGUUUUUUACUUUAAACGACGAUAUGUAUAUAUACAUGCGUAAUACGUAUUACGUAUGUAUGUUUUGUAUUCCAACUGCUAUAUUCUAUGUAUGUACAUAUGUAUAUAAAAGUAUGUUACGACCCAACUGUAGAAAUAGUUAUCCAAAACAUCGAUUCUUGCGAGAAGGGAGUUGUAUUUUGUAAAUACUUAUGAAUAAAUUCAAGGAAUGCCAAAACCCCAAUUGCAGCUAC